GAGAGGUGGGUCUGAAAUGCUUCUCAAAUCAAUAUUGUAAUUUGUGCUUGACCUGACUUCUUUGGACUAGUCAAGAGUUACACAACUUUUUUUUUUAAUUGAUGAGCGAUUUCUAUAGUGGAUUUAAAACGAACCGAAUCUACAACAUUGUUGCGCUUGAAAAGUAUCUUCUCGUGAAUAUAACUUAAGGAGGGCGGGGUUUGCUGACUGAGGUUGCUAGGCACCGUUGUUGCCGCCGUUUCAUGGCGGGGUAUACGACAGUAGUUACGGCUGUGGUGGCAUUCGCUUCAACGUUUGUUUUUCCCCUGAAGCUAAUAUACUAGACACAAAGUAUUCUGCUAAGAUACAAAACUUUACAACGCUGUGUUUGUCAUGAUAUAGGCUGUGUGACACAACCCAAGGCUGGUGUGUGGGCAGGGGCGAGAACGACUUUUUGUGUCGCUAACUAGCUAACUUUUGCUAGACUUUAAGUUCGCAGCAUGAUGAUGCCGAGACAGAUUAGUCGAUUGCUAUUAGCCUCAUCUUGAAUAUACGGUACUAGCCGUGAUUCCCAUUCUAACGCCGGCACCAGCUAACCGCUAACUUGCCCAGUUUAACUAGUGAAGCGGCUAUGGAGGACUACAAUGAGUUCUGUUCUCGUGCCAUGGUCCACCUCCAGAGAGAGCGGGGACGGAGAAACCCUAUCCGGGAACCGGAAAGGAUGGUGGUCUCCAGCAUACAGUUCCACGGAAGACCUAUCCUACUCCCCUUGCUGAAUAAGGAUCAACACAAGCAGAUGGUCCAGUACAAACAGCUGGUUGAUGGGCUCGAGGCAGAGAGGCAGAGACUGCGGAGCAGCUCUCUCCUGUCUCGCGUACAGGGCAUUCUGAAUGGUGUACGGCUGUUUAAAGUGACUGACAAGCAACCGACUUGUGGCACAGCAAGACUGGAACAUAUGGCGAACAGCUCUACUUCACCUCCCAACAACUUCUUCACAGACAGAGGGGAAGAGCAGGAGGCCGAAACGGGGGAAAGCUGCCCCCGUCAAGGUGUUAGUUUAUUGGGCAGGAGUGAGUCCACAGUGAGUGUCAUCCAGGGUGAUCCAGGAUCAUGGGAAGAAUACACCUCUGAUGUCCAUGAGGGGGACUGUUUGGUCAGUGGCGUGGCUCACAGCCCAGUCAGAUAUCAGCACCCUAGCUACCCCAACUCCCCAGACUCUCUGCUGGGCAGCAGCUCCCACAGCCUGACUGGCUCCUACGCCCGUCUGCCCAGCCCUCGGGCUUUGCUCAGCCCUGCUCUGUCAGGCUCUACACCUGGCAGCCAUGCCCGGCUUGUCCCCCUGGGCAGCCCGAAACACAGUCUCUGCCCUGUUGCACACCCACAGAGAUCGAGUCCCGCUUCUGCCGGUAACAUCCUCAUCUCCUGUCCGAUGAGUGCUGCAGAUCUCAGCCCGGUGGUCAACAGGAAGGGGCGGGUAACAGGGAGACGGGUUCCUGUGCCUGUAACAGAAUUCUCUCGAGGGCUCAACUUACAAAGAGAUGAACCCUGGAACGCCAGCCUGUCAGAAUUUAGCUUUGCCGCUACCAAGGAAGAAGUGUCCUGGUCAGACACUAAUGCCACUGUCUCUGGCUGCGUAAGUAGACCAGAGAUCCUGUCGUCCACCUGGGAGAAGAGUUCACUGAAACAUGUCCCAGCCUGCCAUUCGCUGCGCGCCCAGCCCAUCUCAGGCCCUGUCCACACUUCCUCUCAGAGCCGGAGCAGAAUCAGGACAUCGCAGCGCCAGCCAAGGCACAGUCCACACAGGCCAAACCCCUGCCUGCGCUCCUCCCCGGCCGGCCAGCCUCUUUACACGCCAUCCCAGGGCCCGGUGAAGAGCAGCACCCCGCAACAGAGUCAGUGCUCCUCACCGACCCCCCUGAACCGCUCCUAUGACGUGCAGAGUCCCCUGCCAAAUCUGUUGAGGCCCCAUGUGGUGUCUGAGUCCCCGGGCCUCCGGGUUGAAGACAGACCGUCCCCGGGCGUCCGGGUAGAAGACAGACCGUCCCCGGGCCUCCGGGUUGAAGACAGACCGUCCCCGGGCCUCCGGGUUGAAGACAAACCGUCCCCGGGCCUCCGGGUUGAAGACAGACCGUCCCCGGGCCUCCGGGUUGAAGACAGACCGUCCCCGGGCCUCCGGGUUGAAGACAGACCGUCCCCGGUCCUACGGGUUGAAGACAGACCGUCCCCGGGCCUCCGGGUUGAAGACAGACCGUCCCCGGUCCUCCGGGUUGAAGACAGACCGUCCCCGGUCCUCCGGGUUGAAGACAGACCGUCCCCGGGCCUCCGGGUUGAAGACAGACCGUCCCCGGUCCUCCGGGUUGAAGACAGACCGUCCCCGGGCCUCCAGGUUGAAGACAGACCGUCCCCGGGCCUCCGGGUUGAAGACAGACCGUCCCCGGGCCUCCGGGUUGAAGACAGACCGUCCCCGGGCCUCCAGGUUGAAGACAGACCGUCCCCGGGCCUCCGGGUUACACAGGAUAUGUCACUUGAGGAUCGACUGUCUCUUGGCCAGUCUCCUGGCCGUGUUCAACACAGCACGCUGGACCUGACGGCCUCUGAAGCAUCUUGUGAUGGUAGCAGGUUGACGCUCAGCUUCUUGGACAGCGGGCCCACAGAGCAGGACAGGAAAACGAUGGAGAUCCAGAGACAGAUCGAGGCAUUAGAGGAGAUGAGACACUAUCUGCAGGAGGACCACGCACGGCAGCUCUCUCUGCUCCUCUCAGAACAACACCGACAACAACAGACCCUGACACAGCCAGUGUCUGAGGAGAGAGGGCUUAGAAGACCGGCGUACACAGAGCCCCCUAGUGGAGCUCCUGGGACCUGCAGAGAGGUUUGGGUCAAUCCCUCUGAGACCCCAGUUUUGCCGUUUUUCUUCUUCACCUCGCCGAGGCCGGGAGAGAGAUCCUCUGAAGGUCGCCUUCGCCCCAAGCUCCAGCACGCGUUGGGUCGCCUGGGAGCUGUGGUCCGAGGAUUCCUUACACGGAGACUGCUCCACACUGAGAGGGUCAAACAGCUCCGGAAGACUGUGUGGGACACCAAGGAGUUCAUUCGCUCGUUGUCAACAGACUCCACAAAGAAAGGCGCUCUUUCCCCUCAGGUCAGAACUCUGCAGGAGAGAGGUAGAGCUCAGCUGCGGGCAGCGUUGUUUGAUGUGCAUGAGAUCUUCUUUACUGUGCCUGUAAGAGAACGUCUUGCCCUGAUACAACAAGACAGGGAGCUACGCACUGAGAGGACACUCAGAGACAUGGAGAAAUCCAAGAGUCCACGAGACAAGGUGGUUCUGUCUGCUGCCACUCAGAAAUCUCUGGAGAGGAAAAAGAAGAGAAUGAUAGAGUCUCUCAGACAAGGAAAGAAGACCAACCAAAAGCCAAAGAUCCUUUUUACUUCCAGGUGUUGUACAUCACACACUUCGCAAAAUAACUGUGCUACUAGGAUCCUGCAACCUAGCCAGGACCAAAACACCAUCUCCUUCUCCAACCUCCCCACACCAGAAUCAGGGAGGGGCUUAUCUCUGCUGGCUAUCUCUUUGUCUGUCUGUUCUCAGAAGCCUGGGGUGUAAGGAUGAGAGCGGGGUGAGGAGGUCCACUGUCACCUAGAGGAACACCAAUCACAAGGGGUGUUCUUUGACCAAUGGCCUUAAUUUACACCUGAAUCCAAAGGCACCUGCCAAUACUUUGUAACUUCAGUCUUUAUAUUUUAAUUAUUUAUUUAAGAAAAUGUGUUCUGACUUGUUUUUUAACUAGUUUUUUGUCUGGAUAUACUAAACACGUCUAUGUAGAUAUCUAUGUAAAACAAGUAC
Esox lucius (northern pike) is the source of this 3820-nucleotide messenger RNA. RefSeq names its product mucin-1. Gene Ontology annotation, biological process: regulation of cytokinesis; centriole replication; centrosome duplication. NCBI's taxonomy places the organism in Eukaryota, Metazoa, Chordata, Actinopteri, Esociformes, Esocidae. The transcript is spliced from 11 exons. Bases 611 to 3580 code for a protein of 989 amino acids. Gene Ontology annotation, cellular component: centriole. The record is from RefSeq and is a predicted model, not a curated record.